Messenger RNA from Ustilago hordei, 681 nucleotides. RefSeq names its product putative MAD2 - spindle-assembly checkpoint protein. The record is from RefSeq and is a predicted model, not a curated record. NCBI's taxonomy places the organism in Eukaryota, Fungi, Basidiomycota, Ustilaginomycetes, Ustilaginales, Ustilaginaceae. Gene Ontology annotation, biological process: mitotic spindle assembly checkpoint signaling. The transcript has a single exon. Bases 1 to 681 code for a protein of 226 amino acids. Gene Ontology annotation, cellular component: cytoplasm; kinetochore; nucleoplasm.
AUGGCCACAGCCCAAGCAGCAGCCGCAACGAAAACCCACCUCACCCUCAAAGGGUCCACUGCCCUAGUCCAUGAAUUCUUCAACUACUCUGUCCAAUCGAUCCUCUAUCAACGCAACAUAUAUCCAUCAGAUGACUUUAAAACGGUCAAAAAGUACGGUCUCCAAAUGCUAGUAACCACAGACGAUGGACUCACCGAAUACCUCGAAGCUGCCAUGUCUCAGCUCAAAGUAUGGCUCGAACGAGGCGACGUUACCCGCUUAGUCGUUGUUAUUGUUGAAAAAGACACUGGCGAGACUAGAGAGAGGUGGCAGUUCGACGUAGAGGUCAUUAAUACACCUCUAUCAGAAACCUCUGUCAACACCGAAGCACCUCCCUCCGCAGAAAAAGACAGCGGCAAGGCAGUCAAAAAGACGGAUGCGCAAGUAAGAGCAGAAAUAGCAGCAAUCAUAAAACAAAUCACAGCCUCAUGCACUUUUCUUCCCGUUCUCGACGAACCCUGCGCUUUCCAGAUCUUGGCGUAUACAAAUAAAGAUGCUGAAGCUCCAGCGGAAUGGAUCGAUAGCGACGCACGAUUGAUUGCGGAGGGACAAGCAGAACAGGUUAGAUUAAGGAGUUUUAGUACACACGUGCACAGGGUGGAUGCUAUGGUCGCUUAUAGACGGGAGGAAGAUGAUGAGUAG